Messenger RNA from Paecilomyces variotii, 1569 nucleotides. RefSeq names its product putative dolichyl-phosphate beta-glucosyltransferase. The record is from RefSeq and is a predicted model, not a curated record. The transcript is spliced from 3 exons. Lineage: Eukaryota; Fungi; Ascomycota; Eurotiomycetes; Eurotiales; Thermoascaceae. The coding region runs from base 249 to 1469 and encodes 406 amino acids. Gene Ontology annotation, cellular component: endoplasmic reticulum membrane.
ACAAGCUGGCGCUUUCGGCCUGCGAUUUCAUACAAAGAUAGUUACAAUAAUUCCGAGCGAAGCGCUCUAACGCGCGUCUUUGUCUAAUAUUUUUAUCAACUGUCUGCAGCCGGAUGGUGGACAUCUUCAUCUCCAUUAUGCGCAUGGCUGGUCCGGUGAUUGGUUCCCUAUCAUCGAGCAAUUGAGCUCCUCCGGCUUCCCUUCGCGAUUGUUGCAACUGCGCCGGCUGCGACACCGCAUCAUUGACAAUGGCGGAAACCUGGAGCAGCGUUUGCCUGCACUGCGUCGACCUUGUCCGCAGCGCUCCCAUUUAUAUUACACUUGGCAGUCUACUGGCGAGCACCGUGGGUGUGUUCGUACUGCUCUACAUCUUCCUCUAUACCGUCGCUCCCGAACCUCGAAAACCGUUCCCAGAGGAGAAGAAAUAUAGGGCAUUGGCCAAAGAUGGAUCGAUUACGGGGCCUCAAUCACUACCCUGCUGGCAGGAUGCUUUGGACGCCGGACGCCGGAGCAAGAUAGACGGUCUUGCCAUGGAGAAGGCAGAUCUGUUCAUGUCGGUAGUGGUCCCUGCAUAUAACGAGGAAGAACGACUGGGAGGCAUGCUGGAAGAAGCGGUGAAUUUCCUGGAGCAUAGUUAUGGCGCGCUGGCCGAGCAGAAUGGACGCUUGGCCCAAACGAAGGUCCGACAGCGCAAAGGCCAAACAAAUGGACAUGCAACCCAAGCCGGGCCAGUCAAGGGAUGGGAGAUAUUAAUCGUCUCUGACGGCUCGACGGACCGGACGGAGGAGACGGCGUUCGCGUUUGCGCGCGACCAUCAACUUUCCCCGCAUCCCAAGGGUUACGCCGGUCCCUGGACACCCCACCGUCAUGAGGGCGUCCAUAUCCCCCCAGGUACCAUCCGUGUGGUCUCUCUGACAAAAAAUCGCGGAAAGGGCGGUGCAGUGACCCACGGGAUGCGUCAUGUCCGCGGGCAAUACGUUGUCUUUGCUGAUGCCGACGGAGCUAGCAAGUUCGAUGACCUGGAGAAGCUGGUGACUGCUUGCCAGGAUAUCGAGGAUGUGGAAGGACGUGCCGUUGCCGUUGGGUCGCGAGCACAUAUGGUCGGCAGUGAAGCUGUCGUCAAGCGCUCGAAGCUACGGAAUUUCCUGAUGCAUUCUUUCCACUUGAUCUUGUGGCUCCUUACCCCGCCCAAGACGGCCAUGAUCAAGGACACCCAAUGCGGGUUCAAGCUGUUUUCCCGCGCGACACUGCCGUACAUCAUCCCCUAUAUGCAUUCAGAAGGCUGGAUCUUCGACGUGGAGAUGCUGAUGCUUGCCGAAUUCGCCAAUAUCCCCGUUGCGGAGGUCCCCGUGGGAUGGCGCGAGGUCAAAGGCAGCAAGCUCAAUGUGAUCUGGGACAGUCUUGGGAUGGCCUGGGGUCUGGCCGUGCUGCGGGCUGCAUGGGGGUUGGGGGUGUAUAGGACGACGUGAAUGAUGAUACAUAAGUAGGGGAUCAUCAUUUCCUAAUCAAAAACAAAUCAAUGGGCACAUGUUCAAGUAGACUGCAGAUUCGUCUUUUCCCCGGGAAGAU